GUUGUACAACUACAAACAACAUUAUUUACUUCGCUCUUCUUCUGUUCACAUCACAGUGGAAAAGAUGGAAAAUCAUCAAACAGUUGCUAAAAGGAAUAUUAAAUACACGCAGUUGUUCAUUAAUAAUGAGUUCGUCGACUCCAUAAAGAAGCGAAGUUUCCAAACGCUUAACCCGGUCGAUUGUACGAAGAUAGCAGACGUUGCCGAAGCCGAUAAAGAGGACGUUAAUGUUGCUGUAAAUGCAGCGAAAACAGCUUUUGCCAGAGGAUCAGUCUGGAGAAAAUUGGACGCGUCAGCAAGGGGUCGACUAAUUUAUAAGUUGGCAGAUUUAAUUGAGAGAGAUAUUGAUCAACUUGCCAGUUUAGAAACCCUUGAUAAUGGAAAACCUUACAAGGACUCGAUAUUUGAUAUACAGUGUGCUAUUGACGUCUUUCGAUAUUACGCUGGAUAUUGUGAUAAAAUACACGGCAACACUAUCCCCACUGACGGAAACUACCUCAGUUUAACUCGGCAAGAACCGGUGGGAGUUGUUGGGCAAAUAAUACCAUGGAAUUAUCCCAUUUUAAUGGUGUCCUGGAAGUGGGGUCCGGCACUUGCUGCCGGUUGUACCAUUGUCCUAAAACCGGCCGAGCAAACACCUUUGACGGCUCUGGCUCUUGCUGCUCUUUCUAAAGAAGCAGGAUUUCCCAAAGGGGUAAUAAAUGUUGUAACAGGAUUUGGAGAUGUUACAGGAGCGGCACUUGUAGAACAUCCUGAUGUUGACAAAAUAGCAUUUACAGGAUCGACAGAGGUAGGAAGAAAAGUGAUGCAAACUGCAGCCGUAUUUAAUAUGAAAAGAGUCAGCUUGGAAUGCGGUGGGAAAAGUCCACUGGUUGUAUUUAAUGAUGCCGAUUUGGAUGAAGCGGUCGAAAUAGCGCAUAACGCAAUUUUUGCCAAUCAUGGACAGAAUUGUUGCGCUGGUUCACGAACUUACGUUCAAUCUCGCAUUUACAGCGAAUUUGUUCGGAGAGCUGUCAGAAAGGCCGAAGAAAAGGUCCUUGGAAACCCUUUCGAGGAAUCAGUGAACCAAGGACCUCAGAUCGAUCAAGCAGCUGUAGAUAAGAUACUGAAUUUGAUCCAUUCCGGUGUUAGAGAGGGGGCCAAAUUGGAAACGGGCGGAAAGCAAUUCGGGAAUGCUGGAUAUUUUGUCACCCCAACGGUCUUCUCUGAAGUAAAAGACCAAAUGACUAUCGCUAAAGAAGAAAUUUUCGGUCCGGUUCAAUGCAUCUUCAAGUUCGAAACAUUGGACGAAGCUAUUGAAAGGGCAAACGAUACAAAAUAUGGUUUAGCAGCCGGGGUUGUUACUAAAGAUAUUAAUACAGCUUUGGUAUUUGCUCAAGGGGUUCAGGCCGGAUCUGUUUGGAUUAAUUGCUAUGAUGCGGUAACUCCCCAAAAUCCAUUUGGAGGAUAUAAGCAUUCAGGAAUUGGAAGGGAACUAGGUGAAGAAGGAAUUAAGGAAUAUUUGGAAACUAAACUUAUAUCCAUAAGUGUCCCAACUAAGCACUAAUACUUUACGUUUUUGUAUUGAAUAAGAAAAUACUUUAUUACUUU
Agrilus planipennis (emerald ash borer) is the source of this 1590-nucleotide messenger RNA. Its product is annotated as retinal dehydrogenase 2. The coding region runs from base 65 to 1546 and encodes 493 amino acids. Gene Ontology annotation, molecular function: aldehyde dehydrogenase (NAD+) activity. The transcript has 11 exons. NCBI's taxonomy places the organism in Eukaryota, Metazoa, Arthropoda, Insecta, Coleoptera, Buprestidae. The record is from RefSeq and is a predicted model, not a curated record.